CGGAAACUUUCAUUUUCGAAACAAAACUCGUUCGCAGAUUGAAGUUUUUUAAUUAUUAAUUUGUAAAAAUAAUUAAGAUUCUCUUAAUUACCCUAAUUAUUCAAUGUAGUGAACAUUAGUGAUUGAUUCGAACAUUUGUGUGUCUAUUUUUCGAGUACUCGAUUUAUGAUUAAAUCGAAGCUUUUUGCUCGUCAUUAGAUCACGAUGGCUACCACUUCGAGAUCAAAUGAGCAACGUUAUUAUUUUCUUCAAGAAUUACGUUCUCAGAGCUUCGACUUGAUCAGAUUUGCUUCUUAUCGUACAGCUUGCAAAUUGAGGUUUAUUCAAAAGAAAACUUAUUUGCAUUCUAUCGAUAUUUGGAACGUCAUAGAAUCAUUUCGAGAAAAUGGAUUGAACACUUUGGAGCAUCAAUCAGAAAUCAAUAUUACUCGAUUGGAAGCGUUAAUCUCGAAUCUGUACCAUAAUUUAAAUAAACGUCUGCCUUCUCAACAACAAGUUUCCGUAGAAUCACUCUCAUCUUUAUUGUUGAACUGGUUAUUAGCUGCUUAUGCUGGCGAGAAUAAUGGCAGAAUAAAAGUACUUUCUAUAAAAGUUGCUCUGGCAACUAUGUGUGCUGGGAAAUUAGCUGAUAAACUACGAUACAUUUUUUCGCAAAUAUGCGACGGCAAUGGUAUCAUGGUUCAUUGGAAAUUUAACGAGUACCUUCAAGAAGUAUUGGCUCUUCCAGCUGCGGUUUACGAAUCUCCAACUUUUCCAUUCACUAGUCAGUUAGCUAAUGAUAUAUUUCCAACAAAUUCUAGAAUUACAUUAAACGAUUUCAUCGAUACGUUGAUGGCAGAACCUGGACCACCGUGUUUGGUUUGGUUUCCGUUAAUUUUUAGACUCGCCAGUGUCGAAAGUGUGGUCCAUCCGAUAGCUUGUGAUGUUUGUCACAAAGAUAAUUUCACCGGAUUUCGGUACAGAUGUCAAAAAUGCCAUAAUUUUCAGUUAUGCCAAGAUUGCUUUUGGAAAGGACGUGUCGCCGGUGGACAUAAUUUAGAUCAUGAGAUGAAAGAAUACGCAGUUUAUAAAUCGCCGAGUAAACAGAUCGGUCACACGUUACGUAAAUCUUUUCGAUGUGUUCCCGAUAAAGGAAAAUCCAACAUUCCCAGAUUUCCCGAAGAGCCAGAAAAAACUAUUAAUUUAUCUCACAUCAUUCCUCCUUCCCCUUUACCGACGCAUAAUGGUUUUCCAGAACCAGGAAUGGGCCAAUACGAUUAUAAUUCGUUAGACAGUCGAUCAACCAUUAGGAGCGGCGGUAAAUAUUCCACGUUAAUGAAUGCUAGCCAAAUUGAUGAUGAGCAUAAACUCAUCGCUCGAUAUGCAGCUCGUUUAGCCGCCGAGGCCGCAGCAGUAGGUCGAACAACAUCCGAAGGAUCUCUCAGUAUUGAUACAUCACGCGCACAAAGAGAAUUAAUAUUCCAACUGGAAAAUAAAAAUAGAGAAAUAAUGAAAGAAAUUGCCAGAUUAAGAAAGCAACAAGAAGCCGAAGAAUAUGGCGGUUUAGAAGAGAAUCCUGCAUUGAUGAAUGAACUCAGAGCGUUAAGGUUACGAAAACAUGAAUUAGAAACGCAUCUGACAACAUUGCAAGAUUCCAGAAAACAUCUGAUGAUUCAACUAGAAGGUCUCAUGAAACUUCUCAAGAAUCAUCAACCCUCACCUCGUUCGACGCCGAAUUCUUCUCCUAGAUCGGUCAAGUCUCCUCCGCCAUCUAGAUCUGCUCCUCCUACACCUGGUGGAUCAGCUGCUGCUUUAGCCUCUGCUGAUAUGUUAACUGGCGAUGUACGAUCAGCUUUUAGCGGAUCUUCAGCCGGAGGACAAUCUGUAUUUGCCAGUAAUUCUUCGAUAGCUGGAAAUCGAAGUUUUAGGAACGAUCUUUUGGUUGCUGCUGAUUCUGUUACUAAUGCAAUGUCUACUCUAGUCAGAGAAUUGAAUUCUGAAGGUUCUGAAGACGAAGAACCAUCAUCCGGUUCAAACCUCGUUAAACCUUUGGGUACGAAGUAAAUUACCUACCGUUCGAGUUAUCUGUGCCAGGAUUUUACCAUCGUUGUUUUAAUUACCUAUCGUUCUGUUUUUGUAACAGAUUUAUCUAUCGGGAAUAAUUUAGAAAGAUAAUUUUACAAAAUCAAAAAUUAUAUCAAAGGUGCUUGAUUGUUUUUUCCAUAUUGGAAUUUCUGUGUAAUACGUAAAUGUUUUUUAGUUUUAGAAUAAUCUAGAAUACUUUAGACUCUGAACGAUACUCAAUAUGCUGGUAAUUGUUGAUACCUAUUCUCUUACCUUCGUAAUAAGAUUCAGUAAUACUCGAAAAUGCUGAUAGAGAAGCAUUCCAUACUUUGAAGAAAAAAAACUAUCUACGGUAUCGUUGAAUUUCCCCCUCGUAUAGUCAAAUUUUCCACUCAAACGAAGUACAGAUACAUUUCGAAUUUUAUUCACGUUCAGGUAUAUUAUGCCUCUUGAAUAAAAGCUAAAUGCUCGUCGAACUAAAACUGUCAAAAAGUGAACUGAUUUUUUUAAAAACUUUAUAUCGAAAGGAAUCCGUUUUUAGAACCCUUUUUGCCUAAUUUUACCCACCGAAUUUUUAAUUUAUAUACUUUGUUAUGCUUUUACUGUAAAUUUUUAUAUGAGUUUGUAAAAAUAUUUUACUUGUGUGUUCUGUGAAACGGCAAAAUAAAAUGUUUAAGCUUGAUUUAAAA
Messenger RNA from Planococcus citri (citrus mealybug), 2732 nucleotides. RefSeq names its product dystrobrevin beta-like. NCBI's taxonomy places the organism in Eukaryota, Metazoa, Arthropoda, Insecta, Hemiptera, Pseudococcidae. The record is from RefSeq and is a predicted model, not a curated record. The coding region runs from base 205 to 2043 and encodes 612 amino acids. Gene Ontology annotation, cellular component: synapse; plasma membrane. The transcript is spliced from 15 exons. Gene Ontology annotation, molecular function: zinc ion binding. Gene Ontology annotation, biological process: synaptic signaling.